Molecule: messenger RNA, 2917 nt
Organism: Homarus americanus (American lobster)
Lineage: Eukaryota; Metazoa; Arthropoda; Malacostraca; Decapoda; Nephropidae
Product: chromatin target of PRMT1 protein-like
Exons: 6
Coding region: 145-936 (263 amino acids)
Source: RefSeq, a predicted model, not a curated record
UGUGGGUCUGGGUGGACGCCAUUGAUGGUCAGUUAUUUUCAGAAUACAUUUGGUGCUCUCGUAUUACCGAGAAUUAUUUGCGUAUCAUAAGAUACAUUUGAAACUUGAUGUGAAGUGUAUUUCGGUUGAGGUACUCCGGCUUGGAUGUCAGUUGGCAAGAUUAUACUAAAAUCAACAACACGGAUGUCCCUGAACGACCGAUUCACGGUGCUGCGACAGGAGAAGCCAAUGGGCCAGGGUCAAGGUGCCCCAGGAAUAGAGGAGAGACGCCAGCAGGCACAAGCAUCUCGACGUAAUCAGCGGUUGGCAGCACAGAUGGAACGUCGACCUGCUGUUGUUGCUGCUUUAAAGCUAAAGAAGAAAAGUGUUGAACAACGCCUCAAUGGUCAGCGGCCACUAUCGGUGAAGCAACGCUUAGCAGUGAAAGGACGGUUGAGUGUCCCCGAUGAAACUGGAAUGGGAUCCAUGGGCAUGAGGGGACGUGGAGGCCUGCGAGGAUUACGUGGCACGAACUACAGAGGUGCCACCUUCAGAGGCGUUGGAUCUAGGGGUGGUCGGGGAGCAUUUGGUGUCAGGGGUCGUGGAGGUUUAGGAGGAGGUCGUGGUAUUUCAAGAGGAGCCCGAGGUGGAAGGUUCUUGAGGGGCCGUGGAGGACGGGGCAUGAUGCAGGGGCGUGGAGGGACCAGAGGUGCACUUCGUGGUCGAGGCUUCGCUGCAGGUCAAGGACGUGGAGUAUUUAGGGGCCGUGGCCGUGGAGGUCGCAUAAAUCGUGGUGGACGUGGAGGUCGAGGGGCUCGUGGAGGUGGCAGUGUAAAAAUUGGUGGCAACUGGACUCGUGAGGAACUGGACCAGCAACUGGAUGAAUACAUGAGCAAAACUAAGACUGCCCUUGACACUGAACUGGAUCAAUACAUGAAAGAUGCUUCUGCAGAGUAGAUGAUUGCAUUGUAAAACAAACACAAAUUUUUUGGCUGGAAAUGAGUUUAACACUCUAGAAACCCUGGAUGAAUGGGAUGGACCAUAUUUCUGCAGUUAAGGAAAUCUUUGUUCUUGCUACAGUUUGGGAUUUAAUGUCUUUCACCUGUGUAAAGUGGCUCUACACUGAAGAAGUUAAUGCAGUUGGCAGGCACUGUCUACUAGAGUGGAUUCAGUAAUCCCUUAAAAUUUUAUUAAGAGUUAAUUAUAUAACCCCAAACUUACAAACACUGCCUAGUCUCCCCCCCCCCCUCCCCAAGUACUGGUAAAAAAAAUAUACAGUAGUGAUUUUUUAUUAAUGUGCUGUGGUAAAUCUAUCGGUGGCAGUUGAGAUUGAUUUUCCUGAAUAAAAAUCAUGAAUGAAACACAAGCAUGUACUCACCAAAGCUCAAAUUGAUGAAAACAUGAAAUUAUACGUGGGAUUGGUGGUGGUGGUUUGCCAUUAUAAUAAUUACUAGCAUGCCUGGAAAGGUUUUCUUGAAUCCCAUGGAAAUGGCAGAAAUAUGUCAUAUUUAGAGAGCAGGUGCUUGGGCCUUUUAAACCUCAAAUGCAUUGAUGUGUUGGGAUUAUUGGCUACACAAAUGCCAAAAGAGCGCCAAGGAGUGUUAGUUAUUGUAUGGGUUAAUAUUAUGAUAUUUGCCAGUACUUGCAAGUACCUCAGCUAAUUUGUUUUAUAUUUGAAUUAGAUUAUAAGUGUUAAGAAUAAGUUUUUGAAAGAAGAAAAAAAAUGGAUGUGUGUUUCUAGUAUGAAUGUUUGUACAGUUCCCAGACACUCAAAUUCAGAAGUGGACAACAGCUUUUAAUUAAAUGCAUCUUGAUAAAAAUUGGUAUUACAAGUAGGAUAUAACUAUUUCUUUCAUAUAUAUAUAUAUAUAUAUAUAUAUAUAUAUAUAUAUAUAUAUAUAUAUAUAUAUAUAUAUAUAUAUAUAUAUAUAUAUAUAUAUAUAUAUAUAUAUAUAUAUAUAUAUAUAUAUAUAUACUCGAGUAUGGUUCAAAUUUUUAUGCAAAAAGAAUAUAUGCAUAGUAUUUUUGAUGGGUUAAAAUUCAUGCAUUUCCACAUGUCAUUUAUGGUGAGCACUAGCUACCCUGACAUGCUCGCGGUAGGCUAACCUUAGCUGUGAGAUGGUAUGGUUAUCUUUGAAAAGUAAUUUCGGUAGAUAUACACAGAUAUACACACACAGUUACAUGCAAACACAAUCGUACAUACAUAUCAUAUUGUGAAAAAAGCUAAAAGAAAUACUGUAGUUAUCAUUAGGUCAGACACAUAAUGAGAAUGAACAUUUUAUGCAGGAGUUAGCUGGCUGAGCUGGAGAGGAAGCGGAGUGUUGGGGGGGAGGCAUUGCUAGGGAGGCGGAAGUGGUAGUGUCUCGCAGCAGCUGGCCUGCAUUGCCAUGGCCAAGCAGCCAGUGUCUAUGCAAAUAGCAGUUAUGUUAAACUUUCAUAGCUUUUCCUUAAUGGUUUUGUUGCAAUUUUUUUAUCUAGAUUGUACAGUACACAAAUGUUUGGAGUAGCACAAUUGUUAAAUAACUUAAGAAAGGUGGGUGGUAUAGUUUAUGAAUGCUGGGAAAUCUGUACUAAAAGUUUGAGUUUGCUUCAGCUGACUUACGGUGUAGGCCAUUACAUCUGUGAUAAUAUUCCUUAUGUUUUUUUAGGCAUAUUUUUCAGUACAGUAAUUUAUAUUAGUUUUGUAUUUGUAAUACAACACAUUACUCAUCACUAUAAUCACAUCCUCCUAGCCCUCUCCUUACUGCUCCAGGCCAAGUUGUGAGCUGUGUUCUAUGCUAUGGUUGGAUAUUUUUUAACUUGUAAGUUUGGGUAGAUAUAUAUAAUUUUCUUCAGAUUUUUACUGUGUUAUUAUGCACACAAUCUUACAUAAUGUGCAAAAAAAAAAAUAAUUGGCAUUAUCAUAGGGUCAAAAACAUAAAGGGAAUAUAGUAAUCUU